This is a messenger RNA of Mycotypha africana, 507 nucleotides long. RefSeq names its product cyclin-domain-containing protein. The annotation marks the transcript as partial. Gene Ontology annotation, biological process: regulation of cyclin-dependent protein serine/threonine kinase activity. The record is from RefSeq and is a predicted model, not a curated record. Lineage: Eukaryota; Fungi; Mucoromycota; Mucoromycetes; Mucorales; Mycotyphaceae. The transcript has a single exon. Gene Ontology annotation, molecular function: cyclin-dependent protein serine/threonine kinase regulator activity; protein kinase binding. Gene Ontology annotation, cellular component: nucleus; cyclin-dependent protein kinase holoenzyme complex.
GAACAACAAAAGGCCUAUGUCAAUGCUCUUGUGGAUGUGACAGUACAAGUCAUUGCUUCUAUUUGGCCCAACUCGGUAGCUGUUCAAACGAACGGGGACAACUCGACCAGGAUUGCCGACCUGAACACCUUUUUGCACCAUCUCUUGAAGCAUUCUCGAACCACCCAUUCCACACUUCAGUUGGCCAUCUUUUAUCUUUUUCGGAUUCGUUCUCGUAUCCUCUCCUUGUUCCAUCCACCGCAGAAUAACAACAACAACUCGUCUACCGAUGUUCAACAGGAUGUCUACAUGACCUGUGGUCGACGUAUGUUCUUGGCAGCUCUUAUUUCUGCACACAAAUUUCUGCAAGACAAAACCUACAAGAACUCUGCGUGGAGUAAGGUCAGUGGCUUGAAUGUCAAGGAAAUCAACCAUGCCGAAAAAGUAUUUCUGCAACUGCUGGAUUAUCGUUUGAUGGUCAAGAAGGAAGUGUACGAUCAAUGGAUGACCAUGUUGCAAGCCCUCUUG